Acanthoscelides obtectus is the source of this 395-nucleotide messenger RNA. NCBI's taxonomy places the organism in Eukaryota, Metazoa, Arthropoda, Insecta, Coleoptera, Chrysomelidae. The record is from the annotation of a GenBank genome assembly.
AUGCUUGGCAAAAGAAAGGAAGGUACAGUCCUCAUCCGUGGAGAACCUAGUUAUUUCUCAGACAUAAAAAAUACAUCGGGGAUUUGUAAAAGAGGCAAGCAAGUUUCGAAUAUCAGCCCAGAAGAAAUAGAAUUAAAUAAAGUAGAGUUAAAUGCGAAGAAGAUAAAAGAUGUGGAUCAACUACUGAGAAAGCAUUUUGGAACCGACUGGCAAAAGAUUGCUGUAAAGGAAAAUAUCAUAUAUUACAAGGAAGUUGUCGCAAGAUUUGGGAAGGUGUUGGAAGAAGGUGAUAGCGAUAACGAAGAAAAUGAACGAGCGGAAGAGCUAAGUGACGUCCAGGAAGCUGAUACCGUUUGAUGUUAUUUUUAGAGUUAUAAUAAGUAAAAUAAAUGAAG